Xenopus tropicalis (tropical clawed frog) is the source of this 5450-nucleotide messenger RNA. RefSeq names its product Src homology 2 domain containing F (gene shf). The transcript is spliced from 7 exons. The record is from RefSeq and is a predicted model, not a curated record. Gene Ontology annotation, biological process: signal transduction. Lineage: Eukaryota; Metazoa; Chordata; Amphibia; Anura; Pipidae. Bases 478 to 2142 code for a protein of 554 amino acids.
CACAUUUUAUUGGGCGGUAACAUAACACGGGGCGGAUACUCGGUACGCAUAUAGUCCCUGCAGGUACGGAGAAGGGCGGGGCCUAAGCAAAAAGGGACGAGUUUUCAGUUGAGAAGCCUAAUUGGUCAAUCCAUAUUUUACGCUAUUUCCAAUCAUAAAAGACCCCCGCGGAGAGGAAAGCGUGUGGCACUAGGGGCAGUCACACACCAAUGAGGGGAGAGCAUACACAGCCCUAAGGUGAGCGGUAACCAAUGGAAGAAGAGGAGAAAUUCGGCUGUUACCUUUCCUGAAACUUAUUUCAGUAGCGGGCUUUGCGCAGUAAGCGCUUUCCCACACUAGAUGGCGCUCUGUGUUCCGAAGCGUUGAGCUUUGUGUGUUUGUGCAUAACGUGCCCCGAGCAGGCUCUCCGGAGCAGUCACACAGAUGGUAUCAGCGGCACGGCACGCUUCCUUCACUUCUCCGUGACCCACGCUUCCCAUGCUCCUGGGCGGACAUUCCUCGGCUUCAGCCCCCGCUAGCCCGCAGCCCGCAGCCGAGCCCAUCCGGAGCAGCAGCAGAGGGAGCCCCCCAGCAGCGGCCAGUACGGGACAGCAAUGCGCGGGCAGCAUGGCCAAAUGGAUCAAGGAACACCUGGGGUUCAAGAGCUCCAAGCCGCCGCCUCCUGCCCCUCCUAAACCGGAUUAUAGACUGUGCCAGGCUGGGGGCGCCUCCACACACCAUCACCACCACCACCAUUUGCACUCUGCUGUCCCCCAGUUUCCCGUCACUCCGGCAGGGCAGCCGGACAUCCUGGCCGCAUACAAACUGCAGAAAGAGAGGGAUUUUGAGGAUCCAUAUACAACUUGUGGGGCCCCUGGAGCCUCUGCCCAGCUCAACUCAUCCACUGUGCCCCCCUCUGCCCCAACUUCCUCCAGUGCCCAGUCCCCUUCCUCGCCAUCCCAUUCUCCUGAUGUCAAGUAUGUGUCCCCCAAGCACCGGCUCAUCAAAGUAGACACCGGGGAAAAGGGGAGUUGCAGUCCUACUGGUGGCAAUACUGCUGGCAGCUCCGGUAGCCCGGGACAAGCCUUCACUUCUCCCAGUGUGCCCUCCCCUGGAGUCAGGUCUCCCCCGGCAACAGCAGUAGCCCCCCAGCUGGAGGAGAGCAAGCAGGACAAAGUCGCUAUUGUUGAAGACUAUGCAGACCCAUUUGAUGCCAAGCAGGUACCAGGCAGUCAGAAUGCACCUGAGAAAGUGACUGAGAAUGAUGGAUAUAUGGAACCUUAUGAAGCACAGAAGAUGAUGGCAGAAAUUCGAAGAAGGGGAUCAAAAGAAUUACCAUGUACACCCCUACACUUGUAUGACACCCCAUAUGAACCAUCUGAAAAUGGAUUAGAUUCUGAAGGUGAAAAAUCCACAUCUCAACGACCACGGGAAUCUAGGCUGCCGCAAGAUGACGAAAGACCCCCAGAGGAAUAUGAUCAGCCUUGGGAAUGGAAAAAAGAGCGCAUCUCCAAAGCAUUUGCUGUGGAGAUAAAAGUAAUCAAAGAUCUUCCUUGGCCUCCACCAGUGGGACAACUCAACAGCCGCACAGCCAGCGCUGAAAAUGAUUUGAGCACUUCAUUCUCUCAGCAGACUCCAACCUCUCCACAUUUUCAGCGCCAGGCCAGCCUUGAAGACUCCAAUGCCCAGUUUGAUAGUGCUGAUAAAACUGGCAUGGCAGCAGCCAAAGAGGACAAACCCAGACACAUGCACAGACAUUCAGCUGGAAACUUGAAGGCAAUCAAGCAUCCGAGUGUAGAACACUGCAUCUCAGUGGGAGAAAGAAUAGAUCCUUCCCUACCUUUAGAGAGCCAAUUCUGGUACCAUGGUGCAAUCAGUCGUGCGGAUGCCGAGAGCCUCCUGAGGCUGUGUAAAGAAGCAAGUUACCUGGUGCGAAACAGCGAGACCAACAAGAUUGACUUUUCCUUAUCACUGAAGAGCAUUCAAGGAUUCAUGCACAUGAAGCUUUCACGUACCAAAGAAAAUAAAUAUGUCCUUGGUCAUAACAGCCCACCUUUCAACAGUGUACCUGAAAUUAUCCAUCACUAUGCCAGCCAGAAAUUGCCAAUAAAAGGAGCAGAACAUAUGUCCCUGCUGUACCCAGUGGCAGUGCGGACACUAUAGCAAACUGCUCAAGAUGCCUCUUCACAUCAUCAUGUGGAUGGUCAAAUCCUACUCUAAAUCAUCAUGCCAGGAUGCUGUUGGCAAAGGACUGCAAUCACCAAAUCAAUGCAACAUGUUCUAAGGGUGACUGGGCUUUAUCAUUGUUGAUUUGAUUCCUUCCAUUUCUUCUUUAGUUGAUUGGAGUGAAGACUGAACGCUGUCAUGGUACCUUUUGCUUUCUUGUUUUGUUAGGGAACUUUCAGCCUUACGGUGACAUAUAUUGAAAGUAAUUCUUAUGUGGAUUUAUGUGUCAAGUUCUGAAGCUAAUCUGGGACUGUACGUCCCAAAUGUUGCAAUACAAAUAUUUAAAGUGAUUGUUAUUUAAGAUAAAAUUUGUUUUUAUGUCAUUCUAUUCUGUCACUUACACUGGUUGUUUUCAUCAAAGGGUUAAAUGUACCCACUGCUUGCAGUUUGCAUGUGUUCUACAGCAUUUCUGCAGACGAUCAGCAAUACUUUGCAUUCUCAUCAAUCAGCAUAGGCAUUGACAAUAACGUGUGCCAUUGCAUUGAGUUUAGUAGGGACAAUGAAUGCAAUAACAACAAAAUGUAGUUUAGAUUUUGUUUUAUAUUUUAUUUUUGUAAGAGCAGUAGUCCUUUUUCUUGUGAUUUCAGCCUGUCACCAAAUCAUAGCAAAAAUUUGACAUAACUAGUAAAUACCCUUAGUGCCUUCAUUUCACAAGAGGCACUGGUUGUCAGUAUAUGUAUUCCCACUAGAUGGGGCUGUGUGUGUCAUACGUCGAGCAUGCUCCCAAACCUCUAAUCUAACAUCAGCAUUGGGCCGGUAAAUCAUCUCUUUAGAAUGUCAGUUUAGUAACAGAAAUAAAUGGAUGUGUAUUUAUUUUCGUAAAUGCUUCUGAUUUAGCCUUUGAAGAGGGGCUUUGUACCCUUUUGAAGUUUACCAGAAUACCACUAAGCAGUAUUUACAUCUGUGGUAUUUUGUAACAAGUCUGAGUAUGUUGAUUUGUACAAAACAUUUCCGUUACCGUAACAGCUACAGUAUUUGUAAACUCAGUGCAGUAGUGGAUAAAUAGAACCAAGAAGAGAACAAUAUCAGUCAUAGAGUUACCAACCCAGGAGAGGGAUCUGCGGCAUGGCCGGAGUACGCUAAAUGUGGUCAGAAUAUUUGAAAAUUUACAGCCCUGUAACAAUAUGAUACUAUUGUACAGGACAUAUUUAGUUCAUAACAUAUAUUUCUAGUAUACACAGAGGUUUGUGUGUAAUAGACCUUAAAACAUGCCAAAUGCCUUGGAAUAUUUAACCCGAUUAAACCCCCAAAAAUAUCAUAGGAGGCUUUAAGCAAAUAUCAUACUAGCAGAGGGAUCAAUCACUUGACUGGCUUAGGGCCUAAACAAGAAUCACAUUAGAAUUGACAUUUAUUAUAAGAACUGCACCUAAUACAGUGCAAUAUAUAGAUUUACCUCAGUAUAGUAUAUGCUCUGCCAGGUGGUCUACCUGGAACUAAAUUACAUUUGGUUAAAGAGGCCAUACAGUGCUUGUGUGUUUUAUUGUCAAUUUACUUGGGAUAAAAGCACCUCUGCACACAGGGACAAUUGCCUUUUCUACUGGAAGCCAUGAGUGUUCCAUUUCUUGCUUAUUGUGAUUCAUAUGGCAUGAAAUUGAUUCUAUCAACAACUUUAUUUUCAACAUCCUGUUCCAGUAAAAAAAAACCAUGUCUAAUGUUACUCAAUGCAACAUUUCUUCUGAUAUCUGCUUAGAAAACUCUAUAGUCUUCCUAUUAUAUAUACUAUGCCUCCAGUUUCUAUUAAAAACUUUAUCAAGGUCCUCGUUUCCACUCUGGUUCCCUUGUAACAUACAGGCCCCUAAUUCAUUUCUGCCAGUAUAAAGAAGCAUGAACCAGACCAUUGCAAUGCUUAAUGAUUGCCUUAGCUCAGCUCAUUUAGUAUAUAACACACACAAAUCAUGAAGAAAUAAUGUGAUUUUAUAAAGCUGCUUGUGUACUAACCAGAAAUACAUACAGUGCCUUGCAAACAUAUUCAGAAACGUAACCAAUGCUUUCAUUUCAUUAUUUUAUUGUAUUGCAACUGUGUUUUAUGUUUGGGGGGAAAAACUUGAACAGCAGAAAGCUGAUUAUACUGUUUCCAUAAGAAUGAAAAACCCUACUUUUGCUGCAACAUCAAGUCUUAAGUAUCAGAUUUGCAGACUGAAUGGGGUGACUAUGGUCCAUUCUUCCAGGUAUGUUUAUAUGCACGGCUCUUGGUCUGGAUAAAGUAGAAGGAGGAAUGGAUAGUGUUACUUCAAGAAAACCUGUAUCAGUCUGCUAAACAUGGAACUGACGUCAGGGGGAACGUUCAUCUUCAGCAGGACAAUGAUCCCAAGGCAAAGUAACACUGGAGUGGUUUAAGAAUAAAACUUUCUACAAAACAAUUAUUAUAUUUUAUGAAUCAAAAUCUUAAAGUUUUGUAAAAUUUUAAAAUUCUAAUUCAUUAAAUAUAAUAAGAGUUUAUGUCUUCAAUUUGAUAUUCAUUUAAAUGAAUGGUUUGGUCAACAGUCUGAAUACUUUUGCAAGGCCCUGAUUGGGGAAUGUAAGAAAAGUUGUAAAUAGAAGAACUUUUCUUGUAGAAGAAAAGAAAUUCAUAUUUGAUAAUGUAAUAUUCCCUAAGACAUGCAUUUUAGGACCUGUUUGAAGAUGGUUUUCUGUUUAACUGUAAUACCUUUCUCAGUAAACAGUUCUCCAUGCACUGGCACUAUGUAGCUAUAAAUCUUAGUCUUUUUCACUAGCAGAUGGGUUGCUUAAUACUUUUGCACACAGCAAAAAAAAAUAAAAAAAUAAAAUCUUAUUGCCAACAUUUGUUCCAUUCCCCCAUGUACGUUCGCAGAACUCUGUUUGGAAUGUUUCAUACUAUAAAAGGCUUUUCUAUACCAACAAUUCAUUCAAUAGUCUGAACUGCACAACUGCUCCUGUACUUUACUUUGUACACAAAUUGGAAAUGACUUUCUACAAGCUAUUGUAUAUACAGUACAUUUAAUGAUUAGACUGAUAUUUGGGCUUGAUAAAUAAAAAUACUGCGUGGGUGACAGACACUGAGACAGCGUAUGGGUUAAGCUUGAAUUUAGAUAACCUCUCACAGAGUAAUGAGCUGCAAGCCUGCCUCACAUUUUUGCUCUUCUCUUCCAGUAAAAGGCCUGGGUAACUCCAUUUGGUCAUUUAAAAUGUUAUUUCCCCUCUCUAUUACUGUUUGUGUUUAUACUGCUGAUAUUUUGAGUUGAAGUCUAUUGCCUUGUAAAAUAAAAACUGUCUAUUUAAUAUAA